Molecule: messenger RNA, 874 nt
Organism: Sesamum indicum (sesame)
Lineage: Eukaryota; Viridiplantae; Streptophyta; Magnoliopsida; Lamiales; Pedaliaceae
Product: carbon-sulfur lyase
Molecular function (GO): carbon-sulfur lyase activity
Source: RefSeq, a predicted model, not a curated record
CUCUUUCCUUUUCUUCUUCUCUUUCUUGUUCUUUCAUUUUUGUUCGGCAAACGGUCGGCAGAUCUUCUUUUCCUUCUCUUUUCUUGUUUUUCCUUGCAUUUUUUUUUCUCUUUUGUUGUUUGCUCUCACUUUUAUUGUGUGAAAUUAUAGCAAUUGAAGCGCCCUCUUCUCUGCCGUUCGCAUCGCCGUCGUCGUCUGCCGCGCGAGGCCACAAAUCUAAAAAUUGAUCUCUUAUCGUUCUUUGUCUUUACUUCUAUCGAAGAGUUUGGUCCAAGUAGCUGAGGUACGUAAUUCUCGAAUGGAUUCGGAGAUAAUCGUGCACGGUGGCGGAUGCCACUGCAAAAGAGUAAGAUGGAAAGUACGAGCUCCACCAAGCGUUGUAGCCUGGCAAUGCAACUGCUCAGAUUGCUCCAUGAGGGGAAAUACUCAUUUCAUUGUUCCGUCCAGCGAUUUUGAGCUUGAUGAAGACUCCAAACAGUUCCUCACUACAUAUACAUUCGGCACGCACACUGCAAAGCACAUUUUCUGCAGAGUUUGUGGCAUUACUUCCUUCUACAUUCCAAGAUCAAAUCCGGAUGGCAUAGCGGUUACGUUCAGGUGUGUAGACCCUGGGACGCUGAAACAUGUCGAAGUCCGACAUUUCGAUGGGCAGAACUGGGAAAGCUCGUUCAAUCAAACUGGCAUUUCCUCAUGUUCGAAGAUAGUUUCCAGGAACCUGGAAUGAGUGGUUGUCUAUGUUAUUCCAUCAGGGGGUGCAUUUCUGUAACGUUGUGAGGGGUUAAAUGCAACAGGAAAUGCCGAUCCACUAAAAUUCCUCGGAAGAAAAAUAAAGGGGCAACGUAACCGCUUCAAAAGUCCCAAAAAAUUGAAGUAA